Molecule: messenger RNA, 3187 nt
Organism: Megalops cyprinoides (Indo-Pacific tarpon)
Lineage: Eukaryota; Metazoa; Chordata; Actinopteri; Elopiformes; Megalopidae
Gene: tll1
Product: tolloid-like 1
Exons: 21
Biological process (GO): proteolysis
Molecular function (GO): zinc ion binding; calcium ion binding; metalloendopeptidase activity
Source: RefSeq, a predicted model, not a curated record
AUGCAUUGGAUCACAGUUUUACUUGCUGGAUUGACUAUAUGUGGAAAAGUGACAGUGCACAAUUGCUUAGAUUAUGAAGACAAUUAUGAUUAUUAUGAAGAGGACAGAGCGGAAUCAAUUGACUACAAAGAUCCGUGUAAAGCUGCUGUCUUUUGGGGAGAUAUCGCCUUAGAUGAAGAAGAUUUGAAAAUGUUUCAGAUCGACAGAACAAUAGACCUCACUCACCAUACAAACGAAAGACAAGGCCACACAUCAGGUGGUUUAGGUGAACAUGACAUAGCUAAAAAGAAAGGAUCACUAUACCUGCUGUUAGACAGGAUACGAAGAUUGGGUUUGGACAAUGGGCAAAAAAAUUCCACCAGGGAACCUGCAGGCCCAAAAUCCUCAGGGAAAAUUCAGAAAAGCAGAAUUCCUCGAGCCGCCACUUCCAGAGCAGAGAGAAUAUGGCCUGGAGGAGUCAUUCCAUAUGUUAUUGGAGCGAAUUUCACUGGCAGCCAGCGAGCCAUGUUCAAACAGGCCAUGAGACACUGGGAGAAGCAGACCUGCGUCACGUUCAUAGAGAAAACAGACGAGGAGAGCUACAUCGUCUUCACAUACAGGCCCUGCGGGUGCUGCUCCUAUGUGGGGAGACGUGGAAACGGGCCGCAGGCUAUAUCCAUCGGCAAGAACUGCGAUAAGUUCGGCAUCGUCGUUCACGAGCUGGGACAUGUGAUCGGCUUCUGGCACGAGCACACACGGCCGGACCGAGACGAUCAUGUGACCAUCAUCAGAGAUAACAUUCAGCCAGGGCAGGAAUACAACUUUCUUAAGAUGGAACCUGGGGAGGUGAACUCUCUAGGGGAGCCGUAUGACUUCGACAGCAUUAUGCACUACGCCAGGAACACCUUCUCAAGGGGCAUGUUUCUGGACACCAUCCUUCCCUCCCGUGACGAGAACGGGAUCAGGCCUGCCAUCGGACAGCGGACGAGACUGAGUAAAGGAGACAUUGCACAGGCAAGGAAGCUGUAUAGAUGCCCAGCUUGUGGGGAGACGUUACAGGAGUCAACGGGUAAUUUUUCAUCUCCUGGCUAUCCCAACGGUUACCCGUCAUACACACACUGUGUGUGGAGAGUAUCAGUGACUCCUGGAGAAAAGAUUGUUCUGAACUUCACAACAAUGGACCUGUAUAAAAGUAGUCUAUGCUGGUAUGACUACAUUGAAGUUCGGGAUGGCUACUGGAGGAAGGCACCCCUUCUAGGCCGAUUCUGUGGAGACAAAGUGCCUGAGGUCCUGACCUCCACAGACAGCCGCAUGUGGGUGGAGUUCCGCAGCAGCAGCAACUGGGUGGGGAAAGGAUUCGCCGCUGUUUAUGAAGCCAUCUGUGGAGGUGAGAUCAACAAAGACGCAGGUCAGAUCCAAUCCCCCAACUACCCAGACGACUACCGGCCGACGAAGGAGUGCGUCUGGAAGAUAACUGUUUCGGAGGACUACAACGUGGGAUUAAGUUUUCAGGCUUUCGAGAUCGAGAGACACGACAGCUGUGCCUAUGACUACUUGGAGGUUCGAGAUGGAAACACGGAAAACAGCCCUCUCAUUGGUCGCUUUUGUGGAUACGAUAAGCCAGAAGACAUCCGCUCUACCUCAAAUAAUCUGUGGAUGAAGUUUGUCUCGGAUGGAACGGUCAACAAGGCCGGAUUUGCUGCUAACUUUUUCAAAGAGGAAGAUGAGUGUGCCAAACCAGACAAUGGAGGAUGUGAGCAGAGAUGUGUCAACACCCUGGGGAGCUACAAGUGCGCCUGUGACCCUGGCUACGAGCUUGCCCCCGACAAGAAGAGCUGCGAAGCUGCCUGUGGAGGCCUGCUGUCAAAGCUGAAUGGGACCAUCACUACCCCCGGCUGGCCAAAGGAAUACCCCCCCAAUAAAAACUGCGUGUGGCAGGUGGUGGCCCCCACACAGUACCGCAUCUCCAUGCAGUUUGAGUUCUUUGAGCUGGAGGGAAAUGAGGUGUGCAAAUACGAUUAUGUGGAGGUCCGCAGUGGCCUGUCCUCAGACUCCAAGCUGCAUGGAAAGUACUGUGGAACCGAAGUGCCUGAAGUCAUCACUUCCCAGUACAACAACAUGAGAAUCGAGUUCAAAUCUGACAACACCGUGUCCAAAAAGGGCUUCAAGGCUCACUUCUUCUCAGAUAAGGAUGAGUGUUCCAAGGACAAUGGCGGCUGCCAGCAUGACUGCAUCAACACUAUAGGAAGCUAUGUGUGUCAGUGCCGCAAUGGAUUCGUGCUACACGAAAACAAACACGACUGCAAAGAAGCCGAAUGCGAGCACAAGAUACACAGCUCCAGCGGGACGAUUAGCAGCCCCAAUUGGCCCGACAAGUACCCGAGCCGCAAGGAGUGCACCUGGGACAUCACGGCCACCCCGGGACACCGCGUAAAGAUUUCCUUUAAUGAGUUUGAGAUCGAGCAGCACCAGGAAUGCGCCUACGACCAUCUGGAGGCGUUCGACGGAGACAGCGACAAGGCAGCCAUUCUGGGACGACUGUGUGGGAGCAAGAUACCUGACCAGCUUGUCUCCACCGGUAACAAGAUGUACCUGCGGUUCAUUUCUGAUGCCUCGGUCCAGAGGAAGGGCUUCCAGGCCACCCAUUCCACAGAGUGCGGGGGGAGGCUGAAAGCUGAGCCCAGGCAGAAGAACCUCUACUCUCACUCCCAGUUUGGCGACAACAACUACCCGGGGCACACGGACUGUGAGUGGCUGAUCAUAGCCGAGAAGGGCUAUGGGAUUGAGCUCACCUUCACCACGUUCGAGGUGGAGGAAGAGGCGGACUGCGGGUAUGACUACAUCGAGCUGUUCGAUGGGUAUGACAGCACGGCUCAGAGGCUGGGCCGCUUCUGCGGAUCCGGGCCCAGAGAAGAGAUCUACUCCGCGGGCGAUGCCCUACUGAUUCACUUCCAUAGCGACGACACCAUCAGCAAGAAGGGAUUCCACAUACGAUACACCAGCACCAAGUUCCAGGAAGCCCUGCACACCAAAAAAUAAAGCGGAAAACCUCACCAGAAACGACACCUUUUAUACACACGGCUAAACUGAACAGAACGCUGCUCAUCUGUGGAAAAUAAUGCACCCAAUGAGAAAAAAAAACCCCCACAAACACACACAAACAUGCUCAAACAAAAGUGCGCUGUUGUAAGAGAGGUUGUCCAGAUGA